UUGCGAUAAAGGUCACGUCAUUUAUUGUUAUGCUCAGCUGUUUAGCAAGUGUCAUGUAGGCUCCAGCAAUUUUAAAUAGACAUGGCCGAUCUAUUCAAAAGUGCAUUCGGCUAUUUAGGAGCCAAUGGAACAACAUCAGACAAUAAUUUUGUCGGCCAGGAAGUCGAAGUGAAUGGGAUCAAGUUGAAGAUCAAGAAAGUCAUAGCUGAGGCGGCUUCUGGGAACUGAUCAAGCAGCAUGUGAUGCAAUUCGUCAGGAAAUUACAAUCUCCAAGCAACUUUCAGGUCAUCCGUACAUAGUUGAUUUUAUCGCAGCAUCUAUCAUUGACAAGACUAAAAGUCAAGAGAACCGGCACGAGUUCCUACUCCUGAGUGAAUUAUGCACAGGGGGCUCGUUAGUGGAUGCCUUACGGUUAUUAGAUGGUAAGCUUUUGCCAGUGGAUCAGGUUUGCACCAUCAUGUACCAGACCACCAAAGCCGUCCAGCAUAUGCAGGCACAGACACCUCCUAUUACUCACAGGGACCUUAAAGUUGAGAAUCUUCUAAUUAGUGAUGCUGGGGUUGUGAAGUUAUGUGAUUUUGGCUCAGCUAUGACUAAAUCCUAUGAAGUUGACUUGGGUUGGAAUGCAAAUCAACGAGGACUACUGGAGGAGGAGAUGGCUCAGCACACAACACCAAUGUAUCGUGCUCCUGAAAUGCUAGACACAUGGAGUAAUUACCCAAUAAAUCCUCAAGCAGAUAUUUGGGCACUUGGCUGCAUAUUGUACUACCUCUGUUAUCUUAAGCAUCCUUUUGAGGACUCGGCUAAGUUAAGAAUUGUGAAUGGAAAUUUUGCCAUUCCUGCCAAUGAUGGGAAGUAUGACUGUUUUCAUGAAUUGAUUCGUGGGAUGUUAAAGGUAGAUCCUAACCAAAGGUUACGUGUGGCUGAUGUUUUAGAGAGGUUAUGCGCCAUUGGAGAAACCAAAGGAUUUUCAUUAAAGGCACCAUUGAAGAUUUCUUACAAGAAGAUUGACCUCUCUGCUCCAGCAGAAAAUAAUGGACGGGUAGCGGAGAGAAGACCACCUCCUGACAAUCCACCAUCUCGACCGCCACCGCCAAGAUCACCCGUACCACAGCGACCCCCACCCCCCAGCUCUCAGCAGGCCCCUGGUGUAGUUAGCCAUGGUUCUCAUGGACAUCCUCCUCACCAACAGCACCCACAGACUCAUCAUUCUGCAGCAGCCCAAGGUGGUGGGGGAUUAUUUUCCUCUAUCAAAGGGUAUUCUGGAAGUCUUUUUAAGAAUAUAAAGGAUACUUCCAGUAAAGUUAUGCAGACAGUUAGCCAGUCAAUGACUCGCACAGACGUCGACUUAUCAUAUAUAACAUCACGUAUUAUUGCAAUGUCAUAUCCAGCGGAAGGUUUAGAAUCUGCAUAUAGGAAUCAUGUUGAGGAUGUUAAAGCUGUACUUGAAACCAGGCAUCCUGGACACUAUCUAAUCUAUAAUGUGUCAGGACGACAGUAUCAUUCUGCGAAGUUCAGUGCAAGAAUAAUUGAGGGGAACUGGUCUAGUAAAAAGGCUCCAACCCUUGGAGCUCUGUAUAACUUAUCUUGCAGCAUAUAUGACUUUCUCUUAAAAGACCCGAAGAAUGUAGUAGUUGUUCACUGCAUGGAUGGGAAAGCCUCGACAGCAGUCCUCGUGUGUUCGUUCCUUUUGGUAUGUCAUGCAUUUAAUCGUCCAGAGCAGGCUCUCAAUAUGUUUGCAAUCAAAAGAUCACCUCCUUCUUUGCAGGCUUCACAGUUUAAAUAUUUGGAAUACAUUCGUGAUUUGGUGUGUUCUCCACCCAUUACACCCCAUUUUAAACCAGUUACUCUAACUUCUGUCAUCAUAUCACCAAUUCCGCUUUUUACUCAGAGAAGAGAUGGUGUAAGACCAUAUAUAGAGGUGUGGCAAGGUGAUCAUAGAGUGCUCUCAAGUCUCCAGGAAUUUGAUCACAUGAAAGUUUACAUGCCUCAUGAUCACAAGAUAAUGAUUCCUGUCAAUGUCCAUCUUGUUGGUGAUGUUUGUGUGUACAUAUAUCAUGCUCGUCGAAUGAUGGGGAAGGUCAUGGGUAUAAAAGUAGCUCAAGUACAGUUCCAUACAGGGUUCAUCCCUGAAGAGGAUACAUCGAUACGAUAUAACUUACGGGAUCUUGAUGAUGUUACUGAACCAGAUAGAUAUCCAGAUAACUUCACUUUAACUGUAAACAUAUUUGUGUCAGAUGUUGAUCGUACACCUCCCCAGCCUCCUGUAUGGAUAAGCCGGCCUUCUACCUCAUUUAAGCCAAUCGUAGCUUAUGCUACAACUAUUGAAAUGGAGGAGACCCGUGAAAAAUAUGCAAGUGUCCAUGGAUCUCCAGCAACAGCGAGACGGGACUCCUUGCCAACUUCUGGUGUUCCUAGCUCUGGUAACAACAAAGCCAGUUUUAUGGCACCAUUGAACUGGGAUGACAAACAACAGCAAAAUAAACCAGGUGAGGAAGCAGAGGUGUUAAUAUCUGAUGAGGAAGAGGAACCAGCCCCUCAGCCUUCAAAAGUACCACCCCCCGUACCACCACCUCCAGCUGAGGCUCCAGCAACAGAAGCAGAUCUUCUUAACUGGGGUACAUCUCAACAAUCAGACUCUCAGCCUCCUAGCAAUGCCAACCUCUUGGAUAUUGAUAGCUCAUCUGGGAUGAAAAAGGAUCCCAGUAACUUUGAUUUACUUAGUGGUUUUAAUAAUGCUGUAAAUGAUGUGAAUUCUAGUCCUGCUCCUCCCAACUCUGCAAACCCUGAAAGUGCUCCUAGCAAUCUCUUUGAUCCUUUUGGAAUCAGUAAUGGAUCAGUUCCCAACAAUGAUCUCUUUGGCCAAUUAACUGCCGCUCCUCAGGCACAACAGCAGCCCAUGGGUACUCAUGAACAGCAGCGCAUGUUCCCUCCAGCAGGAAGUAACCUAGCAGGCAUGGGAGGAUGGGUUGGUUCAAAACCAACCACACAUGGUGGAACCCCAGCAGGAGGAACUCCUUUCGGAGGCAGCACCCCAGUAAUGGGAUCUCCUCAACAUCGUCCACAAACAGCUGCAGCUUGGCAGGGUCAACCACCAGGCAUGGCAGGACCCCAGGUGGGAAAUUGGCAGCAGCAACAGCAGCAUCAACAGCAGCAGCAGCAGCCGCAGCAGCAGCAGCAGCAGCAGCAGCAGCAGCAGCAGCAGCAGCAGCCACCAAAAACUCCUGUUGGAACCCCACAUCAUCAAAUGAAGUCUCCUUCUCAACCAAACUACGGCAGAGUAAACUUUGAUGUUGGCAAGGGAAACACACCAUCAUCAAAGAGCAAGUUUGGAGAGGAUGCUUUUGGUGAUUUACUUGGAUCUCAAGGUUUUAGCUUUACCAGUGGAAAAGACUCUGGACCUAAAACAAUGGCACAAAUGAAGAAAGUAGAACUUGCCAAGAAUAUGGAUCCAGAGAAGCUCAAGGUGAUGGAGUGGACGGAGGGUAAAAAGAAAAAUAUUAGGGCUCUUCUUUGUUCCUUACACACAAUAGUUUGGGAAGGUGCUAAGUGGAAUGAGUGUGGAAUGCAUCAGCUUGUUCAUCCAAAUGAUGUUAAGAAAAUGUAUCGAAAAGCGUGCUUAGCUGUUCAUCCCGAUAAGUGUACUGGAGCAGAUCAUGAAUCUCUAGCCAAAUUGAUCUUUAUGGAGUUGAAUGAUGCCUAUUCGGAGUUUGAGAAUGACCCAGCUCAGCAGCAGAUGUUCAAAUAAUAGGGUCAUUACAUUAAUUGUGAUGUUGAUAGCGAACCAUGUUAAAGUAGCUUGAAUUUACUCACACCAUAAUCAUAUGUUAUGUAAAUUGUCCUAAUUUUCAUAUUUUUUACUUUUGUUUCUCACGUCAUACAUCCCAUAAUUAUCAACACGAUAUUGUUGUAGUUGGUACAUAAUCAUUCCUUUAAAAUUGUGAUAAUUUAGAAAGCCAGUCUGUGCUAGGUACCAUUUAGUUUUAAUUGUAUAAAAUUUAGCCUUGCAUAGACUGUGUAUUGAAUUAUAGAAAAUUUUGAUCGGUUCCUUUUCUGCUAAUUACAGUAUACAAAUGAACUGUAUCAGAUUUUUGUUUUCUUCCACCAGCUGAUCUGAGAGACGAAAAGUGUUUAGGCUCUGUGAUUGUUUUUACUCAUUACUUUGUCACUGUCAAGAAAUCAUAGAAUACUACCUUUACAAUAUUUAAUUUUAGUUAUCUGGGUAAGUAUUGAAAAUUUUUUAUUUUUAGUAGCGACUUAUUUUUUCUAGAAUUUUAUAGUCAUGCUGGUUUCUUAGUAGAUUGUGAUAUUUCAAGUCACUGUUUCCUCUAUGACAAUACUGUUGAGGAGGUGAUUUUUUUCCCCUUGUGUGUUCAUUUGGGUAGCUUAGAAUAUUCAUGUAGAUUUCUUUGGUUAAUACCUGUUCUGUUGAUACAGGACUUUCAUUCAUGUUUCUGUACCUGAAUUUUUUUUAAAAUGAUAUCACUAUUACUAAAGGUUUGCGAUUCCUGUGACUUAUUUUAGAAGGUAUCUAUUUGCAGUUGUUGUUCGGAAGUUGAUUUAAUGAGGAUGUGACUACCCAUGGUGCUCAUGUUUAAAAUUAGUGUUGAUCAUGUAAGGUCUAAGAAUAUUGUGGUGUGUCACAACAUGUGGAGACUGGUUCCUGGUUCAAACUCUAGUCACCAUUUUGUUAACUCCACUCUCAGUGUUUUGCUUGUCAUGGUGUUACCAAUUCUUUAUUUAUGGAUUACCUUUUUGUUUGAAAUGCAGUGGCAUAUGUUGUUGUUAGACCAAGAUUCUCAUGAUCUUGUCAUUUAAUUUUAAGCAUUAGCCCAUCAUAUAGGCUAAUUAAUAUUUGAGUUUCUUACUAUAUUGUUUUCAAAAAUGUUUUCAGUGGCUUGAAUUAGAAUUGAUUCUCUUUUUUUGUGAUAGCUUGAAUCUCUAAGUACAAGAUAUUGACAUUUCUAUUUUCUUGAGCUUGUUAACCACGGGGGAAAUUCUUUGUAGUUCUAGCAGUUUUUAAUAAUUUGCAGAAUUUAUUAAGGUUAAUUAUUAACCUUGUCUGUAUUUUUGUAAGAGGGACACAGGGUAUUUUCCUUCUAAUAAUGGUUGUGUUCUCAUUUUUUUACAUUUCAUUACAUUACAAGAGCAUAAUUUAACUAUUCAUAAAAUUUCUAUAAUAAAUAUUCUUCAACUUCUUUUACUUGGAGAUGUAAAGUAGAAUAUUUCUGAUUCAUAACUUGCUUGGUUACAAGUCUUAGGUUUCAUUGAAUAUGAAAAUUUAAAACUAUUAGAAGUGUGUUAUCUUUUUCUGAUGAUUUACUUUGUUGUUAUUUAUUUGCUGUAGCAUUUGCCUUUUUUUGUACUCUUCAAAUUACAGUAUUUUUGUAGCUUCCUUUGUGAACUUUUGUGCUUUUGCUUUUUGAUGUAUGAAUCAAAUGACUGUAUAGUUUUGGAAAGCCUUGACUAAAUGGGAAGUUGUUUACUAUAGAGAUGUGUUAGCAUUUCCCAACACACACCUAGCCUCAUGAUGUUUGUUGGUCCUAUCAAACAGCAACUACUUAAAUCAACUAGAUUAGAUAUAUGAAAGAGAUUUAAGUAGUUGCUCCACUUAUAUUAGCUAAGACUUUUUUUAGUAGUUUUUGGUUUCUUCCUUUAUAAGGAUUGAUCAUUUAUUCUCUGCUCUACUUGAAUAUGGUUUUGAUUACUCUUAAAACAUUGAGGACUAUAUAUAGGUUUGAGAGCAUGCCUCCUUAUCCAUAGAAUUUGCAUUAUCAAAUUAGGUGAAAGUCUUGUCAAACUGCACUGCUAGUGCUGGUCUGAUAUAAACAGAUGGUGACCCAGAAGGUAAAAGAUUGUGUAUGUAUGGAUACAAUACCAAGGAUAUCUAUGAAGAGGGUUAAUUACCUUUUUAAUUAUAUUUCCAUAGUGAAUAUGAGACCUACCUACAUAAAUAUUAUAAAUGUAUGUCCUAUGGCCAAAAUGAAUGGUAUGUAGAUCCUGUGUUGAGAAAAUCCAUUCCCUUACAGGACAUUAUCAACUUGGAUGACCCAUGUGACUUAUAUCAGUAUGAACUCAUGACCAAUAUAUUAUCUUAGAAGUGGAAAUAAAAAUGUAAAAAAUCAACUUUGGAGGUGAAGUAUAAAAAGUAAUGCACAAAUACAAAAUUACAUGAUGUAAUUAAAAGAUGGAUAAAUGUAUGUAAAAUUUUUUUUGAUAUGAAAAUUUAAUGUUUAUCUCAGACUUGCAUCUGAUGGUUGGAUAUCUAACCCAUGGGGGGACUUUACUUGUAAAGACCAAAUAUAAAAUGAAAAUAGACAAAACCACAUCCAACCCUGACUAAUUUUGACUCUUUGCUUCUGAAAAUUAGUUCUCAGUGGUAAAAACAAUAAUGUAAAAUAUCAUUAUUAUAGGCAGAAAAUGAUUUACUGUAUCAAAAUGGCCAUCAAAAGCAUUGUCUUUUAGAUUAAUAAUAAUUACGAUUAUUUAGUUAACUGAAACCGCAAUAUCAAAUCGGUUAGAAGACAUAUGGUAAUGGAUUCCCAUAAAAUAGUCAUGUGUACAAGUCAUAGAGUAUUAUUAAGUAGCAUGAAUAAUAUAGAAGCAGCCUCACUAAUUCACCAGGUGUGGACAUGCAAUUCUGUACUGCAAAAUAGUUUUGCAGUGAUUCCAAAUGUUCUUAUUGUUGAGCAAGUGCCUCUAUAACUUGGGAAUUAUGGUACAUUGUAAUUAGUCAGUUGUGAUGAGAACUACUAUGCAAGACCCCAAGAAUGUUAAUUCUUAAUUUAAAACCUAGAGUUAAAGAUAUUGUUUGGUAGACCAAUCAUGUCUCUUAUGGAAACAAAAUUGUAAUGAUAAUCAGAAGUUUCAGUGGUCCCUGUAUAAAACCUAUGCAAAAGCUGUAGCUUGGAUAAAGGAGAGAAAAUGGUAGACGAUUGAGCAAUAUCUGUAUGUGCCUGUAGAACACUAUGAGGGCACAAAAUUCAGGGAAUAUUUUGAUUUGAAUAUUUAUGGUAUUCUUAGCAGCACCCUUAUUUCUGAAGAACCUAACAGCCUUGGAGUGAAUGGAAGAGACAUUACAAGUUAAAGACCAAGGUUAAUCAACUAGAUAACUGUGUGGUCAGAAUUUUGUUUUCUGAAAUGGUAGUAAAUGCGAAUGGGUAUUGAUUUUAGAGUAAAUGCGAAUGGGUAUAGAUUUUAGAAGAUGACAAAUAUAGAAAAAAUUCCAAAGAGGAAGAGGCAGUAUUUUCAGUAAGUCAAAUAUUAAAACAGAAAUUAAACAAGCUAUAAGCACAAUCCCUGUCACAUUAGUCUUGAGAAAAAAUGUAGGUAUGGUUGUAACAUCUGUAAAAUUAAGGCAUACCAAUAUUUGUCCUGAUAAGUGGAUGUGUCACAAACAUUUUUAUAACUUAUUUUAAAAUCACUAAUAAAGUGAACUCAAACUUUAUAAACUAGUAAAAAUGAAGAAAAAGAAGCUACAAAAUAGAAGGCAUGUAAAUAGCCUGUUUUAUUAGUUUAGCAAAUGAUAAGUAGCUUUUACAGAUUUAUAAAUAGCAAUGUUGCUUUUCUAAAAUCACAUGAACCAGUUAUAAAUCUUGGAACAGUUAUAACAGAUAUAAAAAUUCUAUGGAAAGAUACUGGAAGGAAAUUUUACAAAAACUUCACAACUUUGAUCACCUUCAGUAAGAUUCACUGAAACCAUCUAAAUAUGGAUUUUAAUAUCACUAAGAAAUGCAUUAAUUGAGGAAAUCUUGUGCAAUGUAAAACUGAUGUGUGUGCACCUUAUGAAUGUCAAUAUUUUCAUCCAGUAUGAUUACAUAUCUUGUCAUCAGUCACUUGAGAAAGUGCACGCAGAACCGUCUUACAUACUAUAUGCACUGUGAAGUAAUACUAUGUAAUAAAAUUAAUCAGUAAAGCUACCCUUUUUUUUAGAGAAAAAUACUUAAAUUCUCUAUAAACCAGUUGCAACCUUAACAAUACAGUAUGGCCUGUUUUUCAAUGACUUUCACUUAGUCACACAGAAUUACAAACAGAAAGGGAAGCUCAUUAUUAAACCUAGUAAUAUUAUUAUGGUGGGAUAGAUAAUUUUUUCUUUACUGCCUAAGUAACUCUUAAUAAAAAAGUUUUUUUCUGAUACCCAUCUUAACUUUUUUCAGUUUAAUUUUCAUUUGAAAAUAAUCAGAUAUUUGAUUAACAUUGUUGGUUAUAUUAAGUGGCACAUAUAGAUGAUCUGUACUGGAGUUGUGAUUCUAUAAAGAUAGUAUGUGUGUGGCUGUGUAACAGUGUGGGUACAUUCCAAUAUAACCCAUUGUACCUCCAUUGGUUUAAGCAGAAAAUUAGGUAUGUCAUAGUUAGGUAUUUUUGGUUGGGGUGAGCAACUGCAUCCCAAAACUAGAAGGGUGCACUUCUUGGAACCCCUCGCCUUUCCUCCCUGAGGUUAACAGGCAUGUAGGUUAGGCUAGGAUAUAUGUAUAUAUGUACACAUAUGCAUAUUACAAGAGUAAAGGAACAGACCAAAGCAAACCCCUCUGACUAACCCUAGGAAAUAUGAGGAAGUCAGCGGUUUAGUUAAAGAAUUUAAUACAUAAUGAUAAUGGCAGAUAUUUUCAUAAUGCUUUCAUAAAGUUAGAAUUCAGAAUUCAUCAUCUUCCUAACAACUUAAUUCAUUCAGAAAAUUUUAAUGAGAAUAAUUUUAAGUUAAUUAAAUUUUGAAAAUCUCAUUAUUUUAAAAUUUAGAUUUAAAUGGCUAAAGACAAACUUUUUAUACCAGCCGUCUGAGAAGUAAUUGUAUUAUCCUGGUGAUAUGGUUAAGAUACCUACAAGUUUUUAUAAUAAUUGUGGCCUAUCUUUGAAUUGUUCAUGCCAUUUGGCCUGUUGUAAAGAAUGUUAAAUUAUUAAUAGAAAAACUUUUUGCAGUUCUGUCAGUUUAUACCAACAGCAAAUUACAAAUGUUAAGAAUAAGACCCAUGAAGAAAUUCUGUAAAUCUUCAACAUUUGAAAUUUAUCUGAAUGCAUAUUAAAUUUUCAAAAAACUAAUUUCUUAAAUUCUGUAUACAUGUGUAUAUGCACAUGCAUUUAUGUAUGUAUAUGUAUGUAAUGUAUGUACUAUAUGUAUGAAUGUAUAUAUAUAUAUAUAUAUAUAUAUAUAUAUAUAUAUAUAUAUAUAUAUAUAUAUAUAUAUAUAUAUAUAUAUAUAUAUAUAUCACACUGUAUAUAUGAAUAGAUAAAUAAAACACUUUGUGCCAGUCCUGGAAGAGUUAAGGACUGUAACUCAGUGGUCUGGAUGGACUAUUUGACAACAGUGAAAAUGUGUUAGCACUAGUAACUAGAAGUUGUAGAAAUUUGUUUAGAUUUUUUUAGAUUACAGAUAUACAGUAUUUAAUAAGAAAGUGAUUAUAGAAAAUUGUAAAUAUCUUAAGGAAAGAGUUUAAGUGUAUAUUAUAUUAGUUUGAAAACCAAUGUUGUUAAGAGUUUUCUAGUUGUUCAUCCAGAAUAGGUUUGUUUGUAGUUUAUAUCUGAAGCAUCAGAAGAGAAGGCUUGUAAAUUAUGUAUUGCUCUCAGAUCCAUCAGUGGAAGAAAGCAGAGGUAGUCUAUGUUACUCUUAUUGUAAGGCCAGGUAACUGGCUUUUCAUUAGGUUCUUAUAUAUACUAUAAUAUAUAUAUUUAAAAAACUGUUAAACUUAUGAAAACAUAAAUUGCUCUUCCUAAUUCCUCAGUGCAAAAUUACUUUUAUUUUUCCAUUUUUAUUAUAAUAAAUAGUCCAUCAGUCUGUUAAUGGCAGUUGAGUUUAAUUGCAUGACAGUAGCAUGUGGGUAUGUCCAGAGCUUUAGUUGUGUGCUUUUGCAUGCAUACACAAACUGUUUCUCUGUAUUUAUAAAUAAUAGUUUUGUAGCAUUCUAGAAAUGAUUUUACCCACAAAUAAAGGCAUCACUUUAAAUGAUCUACCUGUGGUUAAUUUUGAACAUAAAAUUUGAUGUGAAAGAAAAAAAUAUUGCAGCAGUACUGAAAACUAAGUCAGCUUCUAGGAAUUUAAGUAAAAAACAAGCCCCUUCCAUUUUCAGGGGAUUAAAUAGGAUCAGCAGGAUCUCUCACUCUUCACUGACUUAUCCACCACAGAUAAUUCAUGUCACAAAUAAGAGGCAUUUACAGUUUUGAUGAAACUUGUUGGAUUGUCUAUCAUGAUAACAAAGUAAUUUAGUUUUAUAUUAGACACUUUCAUGAUGUUCAGUACUAUAUAAUUUAAGCUUUCUUAAUUCUGUAUAGGCUUUGUAACAAUAUGUUUUCACAGGAUGGCUUACUUGAAAAAUUCUUAUGGCUAAGAGGAGGCUCUUGACUCUCUUUCAAAGUUGCUGGUUUUGUGUACAGAGUCCCCAACUUAAUAGAAUCUCAUUCCUAACAAUAUGCUACCCUUUGCAAGAUCUUAGGCUUGUAAAUUUUUGUGCCUAUGUAUAGAAGGUUUGUGCACUCAAGUUUACUCUUAAUAUAAGAAAACACACACACACACACACACACACACAUAUAUAUAUAUGAUCCCUUCUAAAUGCUUAAUCUCUCUGUAAUGAGGCUUCAAUCACACAUAGAAGUGUGUAUGUAGAUCAUGUUACAACUGAAAUACAACUACAUUCCAUACUUAGCCAUGACAAAUUAUUAACUAAUGCAAACUAUGAAAUUGGAUGGGGUAGCCUGAUUGAAAAUGUUAUUCUGCAUAUAAAGUUGGGCAAGGGCCUUCAAAAUAACCUUUAUUGACAAAUUACACUGGAAAUAAAAAAAAAUGAAUAUGGUGUAAUGCAAAACAUUUAAUAUACAUUAGCAGUCCACAACAGUGAAGAUGUAAGCAACCAGUUUUAUUAGAAUGCUUUCUACCAAACUUAAUAAAUUUAUUUAGUAAGCAUA
Molecule: messenger RNA, 10893 nt
Organism: Macrobrachium nipponense
Lineage: Eukaryota; Metazoa; Arthropoda; Malacostraca; Decapoda; Palaemonidae
Gene: aux
Product: cyclin-G-associated kinase-like
Biological process (GO): regulation of clathrin-dependent endocytosis; positive regulation of Notch signaling pathway; protein phosphorylation
Cellular component (GO): cytoplasm
Molecular function (GO): protein serine/threonine kinase activity; AP-2 adaptor complex binding; ATP binding
Source: RefSeq, a predicted model, not a curated record